Molecule: messenger RNA, 1217 nt
Organism: Magallana angulata
Lineage: Eukaryota; Metazoa; Mollusca; Bivalvia; Ostreida; Ostreidae
Product: regucalcin-like
Exons: 6
Coding region: 190-1092 (300 amino acids)
Biological process (GO): L-ascorbic acid biosynthetic process
Molecular function (GO): enzyme regulator activity; calcium ion binding; gluconolactonase activity
Source: RefSeq, a predicted model, not a curated record
UUUAUAAUUAAACGUCACAAAACUUGAAAAACAAAAUAAGGGCGUCGCCUUGAGGUGUGGAUCAGUCGAUGCAUGAUUUACUUUAACGUCCUACACUGUAGUUGACCCACGCACGUGUAGUUUAUCAUGGAGGAAACCAUUUUAACUGACCAGUGGGCGUAAUUUUCAAGUUUGCAAAAGGACCCAGAAAUGUCUGUCGAAGUGGUGGUCAAGAACAGCUGUCAGUCAAUAGGGGAGGGGCCACACUGGGACGACAGGACGAACUCGCUGUUGUAUGUGGACAUUCUGAGCAAUGACGUACACCGAUGGAUUCCAGACACCGGGAAUGACGAAAAAAUACACCUAGAUGACAGUGUAGGGUUUGUUGUUCCGUGCAGAAAAGGGGGCUAUAUUGUGGGUCUGGGUCGCUCGCUAUCUCAUGUCGAUUGGGAUUCCCGGAAGAUCACGAAACUUCACGAAGUAGACAAAGGAACAAAAAAUCGGUUUAACGACGGCAAAUGCGACCCGAGGGGAAGAGUAUGGGCGGGAACCAUGGGAUACGAAUCGGAACCAGCCAAUCCGGAGAGAGAAAGAGGAUCUUUGUUCCGAUUGGAUGUUGACGGUUCUCUUCACGCAUGCGUAAACAAGAUCAAUAUAUCAAACGGUCUUGCGUGGACUGCAGACAACAAAACCAUGUAUUACAUCGACUCACUCCCCCGGAAAGUGUAUGGCUUUGACUACGACAGUGAGACGGGCAAUAUAAGUAACCAGCGCGUGGUCGUGGAUUUUGGAGAGGGGACAAUCCCCACCCUCGGGUACCCAGACGGCAUGUGUAUUGACACAGAGGAUAAAAUAUGGGUUGCUUGUUACGGCGCCGCGAAAAUAGUUCGAUUUGAUCCAACAACUGGUAAACAAUUGAAAACUGUUGACAUUCCUGCUAUAAGAACAACUUCUUGUUGUUUUGGCGGGAAAAACUUCGAUGAACUGUAUGUGACGUGUGGCGUGCAGGGAUCAACGGAGGAGGAAAGAGAAAAGUAUCCGAUGACUGGGUCGGUUUUCCGGGUGACGGGUUUAGGAGUGCGGGGGCGCCCCGCCAAUGUGUAUGAAGGAUAGGCAGCCGAGCUGUUGCAGAGAGAUUGCGUUUUAAGUAAUGGUUAUACGAACUUACUCCAGGCAGAGUUUUUAUCAUAUACUAGUAUUAAAAAUGUUCUUUUUAUUGAAUAAAUUUUUACAUGGUA